CUUCUUCGUUAUUUUUGCAUGACUUGCGAUUUCCAGCUGCUGUCAGGACGGAAAACCUUGAGGAGAACUUGCCCACCGUCGCACCCUCCCUCUCCUCCAUCCAGCGCGCUCUCACAACGGUUACCAUGGCAACCCGUCGGCAGGCGCACACAUCCAGAUCGGGAUUAGAGGAGAUGGAGUCUGAGGAGGAGCCAGAUGAGGACGAGGAUGACGAGAACUCCGAGGAGUCGGUGGAGGAAGACAGCGAGGAGGACCUGACAGAAGUACCUAAAGCAUCUUCUACGCCGCCUCCGUACAGUCUCAUCCCUCCGCCUCCAGUCUGGGUUCAACGCAACCAGGGACUGAUGCGAAGCUGGGUAGAGCUGAUCAGAGAGAAGGCGGGCUACGUGUCUGGUAUGUUGGCCCCCGUGGGCAUCGGGAUCACGGGGGCUCUGCUAAUUGUCGGCGCCCUCUACAGCAUCAGGAUGAUCCACCGCAAAAGGAGGAACAGCUUCAAACACCAGAGGAGGAAGGUCAGACAGCCCGAGCAGCCUCGAGAGCCCGGCACCGGCCGCCAGGAUCAGGCCAUGCUGCUGGCCGACAGCUCUGAGGAUGAGUUCUGAUGAGAGCCCUCCCCCACCACCCCCACCGGGCUCGUUUUAUUGGUGACCAACGGCCGGCGCUCCCAUAAUGGAUCCUCGGCCAAAACACUCUCAUCGCAACCAGCGCUUCUCCAAUCACCCCGGGCUGUCUGAGUAUGACUCAUCCGAUCCACUGAAAUACGACGGACUGAGAAUCAGGCACAAUUUGCACAGGCAGCCUCCACUUCCCACUCUUCAGAAACGUACCAUGUGAGCACUUUCAAAA
Messenger RNA from Salarias fasciatus (jewelled blenny), 846 nucleotides. Its product is annotated as armadillo-like helical domain-containing protein 4. The transcript is spliced from 5 exons. Lineage: Eukaryota; Metazoa; Chordata; Actinopteri; Blenniiformes; Blenniidae. The record is from RefSeq and is a predicted model, not a curated record. Bases 126 to 602 code for a protein of 158 amino acids.